GAGGGCGCAACUCGGCCCACACAGCGGGUCACCAUGCAAACACUGCAUUCUAUAGUCGCAGUGACGAUUGCCGUUGCCUCCGUGGUUCAACAAGCUCUUGGACAGUAACGGCGACCACACCUAGUCAGAGGAUCGGCAACAUGGCCCUGUCUACCGUCAGCUACGAUCUGGAUGUUGAAGCCAUCUCUGGCAUAUGUGGCUCAAUCUCAAUCGCCUGCUGGGUCGUGGUCUUUUCGCCUCAGAUCAUUGAGAACUUCCGACGCAGCUCAGCCGAAGGCCUAUCGGUUGAAUUUGUCAUCAUCUGGCUGUUAGGAGAUGUCUUCAACAUUCUUGGAGCGGUUCUGCAGGGCGUGCUGCCUACUAUGAUCAUCCUGGCAAUCUACUACACCUUCGCAGACGUGGUCUUGCUGGGACAAUGCUUCUACUACCGCGGAUUCACCCUUCGGGACCCGAAGCCCGAGCCUGUGACUUCAACAAAUGGCCUUCCAAACGAGCGGACACCGCUGGUACAGAAUGGUCAUAUGCCGGACUGGUCUAUGCCCCAGCGCCCUCCAACCGCCUCUGACAUUGAGCCUACUUCACGCCACCGCUCUCGCUCGCCACUGAUGGAACGUUUCGCUAGCCUGGACGGAACACAUAUGUCACCCGCAGUCCCCAUGCAUAAGCAACCAAAGCAAGCCAACGACCUCGAAGCCAUGAAACCAAAACCGUCACGCACAUGGCUGCAAGCAUGUCUCUUCAACGGCACCGCAAUCAUUCUUGUCAUCGCUGCCGGAGUGGCAGGCUACUACCUUAGCCCAUCCUCUCCAAGCCCAGACCGCCACCAGCAGACCGAGGCGGAUGAGCAAGCCGAAAGCCUUCACUUCUCGUUAUGGGGCCAGAUCUUCGGGUACAUCUGCGCCAUACUGUACCUGGGCAGCCGUAUCCCGCAACUCCUACUCAAUUAUCGCCGGAAAAGCACAGACGGGCUAAAUGUGCUGUUCUUCCUGUUCGCUUGCUUCGGUAACCUGACGUUUGUGCUCAGCAUCUUCGCUUUCGAGCCGAUCUGCAGCAAAUAUUCGCACGGCCACUGGCAUAGGUCCAGCUGUCGGCCGGGUCAAGCUAGCGAGAUAUACGGCAGGUAUAUCUUGGUGAAUGCCAGCUGGCUUAUAGGCAGCUUGGGGACGCUGUUUCUCGAUGGAGGCGUCUUCGUGCAAUUUUGGAUGUACAGAGGCAAUGUACCGAGUGAUAGCGGGCAGCGUACUGCUGUGGCGGGAGAAGCGAGAGGACGGGAGGCGGACCAAAGAUAGUCUUAAUAGUAUCUCCAAAAGUUACGCGCGACUGUUGCCGCAAAUGUGAUUGGCUAACCUUCAUUGAUCCUGUCGAAUAGCUAAACAUGCAUGCGUACAUUGUCCGCAACAGCAACGGCGUGCCUUCACCGACGCCUAGUCGCCGUCUGCAAUAUCCUGAAGGUACUACGCAGAGCACGGCAGUCGAAUUCGCUCUUUAUGCUGCCAUGUGUGGCUUUGUGUGCUUGAAAUCAGCCCUUUUCCUUCCAUGACCGCAUUGACCAGUUCGACUCCAUGACCACUGGGUCAACGCAUAUGACACUAACAUCGCAUGGUCUC
Messenger RNA from Baudoinia panamericana UAMH 10762, 1607 nucleotides. RefSeq lists its product as uncharacterized. NCBI's taxonomy places the organism in Eukaryota, Fungi, Ascomycota, Dothideomycetes, Mycosphaerellales, Teratosphaeriaceae. The record is from RefSeq and is a predicted model, not a curated record. Gene Ontology annotation, cellular component: fungal-type vacuole membrane. Bases 141 to 1289 code for a protein of 382 amino acids. Gene Ontology annotation, biological process: basic amino acid transmembrane export from vacuole. The transcript has a single exon.